Messenger RNA from Equus quagga, 3123 nucleotides. It is a transcript of the gene TSPAN17, whose product is annotated as tetraspanin 17. Gene Ontology annotation, biological process: protein localization to plasma membrane; regulation of vascular endothelial growth factor signaling pathway; protein maturation. NCBI's taxonomy places the organism in Eukaryota, Metazoa, Chordata, Mammalia, Perissodactyla, Equidae. The coding region runs from base 172 to 915 and encodes 247 amino acids. Gene Ontology annotation, cellular component: membrane. The record is from RefSeq and is a predicted model, not a curated record. The transcript has 8 exons.
CGGGGGCGGUCCCUGAGGGGUGGGCGGGGCCCGACGGGCGCUCUGUGUGGCCGCGGCCAUGAAGCCGCAGCCGCCGGGCUAGGCCCCGGGCGGCGCUAGCCCAGGGCGGCCCGCGGAGGGCUGAGCCCGGCCGCCGGCUCCGGUUCCCGGGCCGGCGGGCGGCCGCUCACCAUGCCCGGCAAGCACCAGCACUUCCAGGAACCCGAGGUCGGCUGCUGCGGGAAAUACUUCCUGUUUGGCUUCAACAUUGUCUUCUGGGUGCUGGGAGCCCUGUUUCUGGCCAUCGGCCUCUGGGCCUGGGGUGAGAAGGGCGUUCUCUCCAACCUCUCGGCGCUGACAGAUCUGGGAGGCCUUGACCCCGUGUGGCUGUUUGUAGUAGUGGGAGGCAUCAUGUCCGUGCUGGGCUUUGCCGGCUGCAUAGGGGCUCUCCGGGAGAACACCUUCCUGCUCAAGUUUUUCUCCGUGUUCCUUGGCCUCAUCUUCUUCCUGGAGCUGGCGACAGGGAUCCUGGCCUUUGUCUUCAAGGACUGGAUUCGAGACCAGCUCAACCUCUUCAUCAACAACAACGUCAAGGCCUAUCGGGACGACAUUGACCUCCAGAACCUCAUUGACUUUGCUCAGGAAUACUGGUCUUGCUGCGGAGCCCGAGGGCCCAACGACUGGAACCUCAAUAUCUACUUCAACUGCACUGACUUGAACCCGAGCCGGGAGCGCUGCGGGGUGCCCUUCUCUUGCUGCGUCAGGGACCCUGCGGAAGAUGUCCUCAACACCCAGUGCGGCUACGAUGUCCGGCUCAAACUGGGGCAGGCGCGCCAAGCCUGGUGCCUGUGUGUUCCCAGGAGCUGGAGCAGCAGGGCUCUAUCCACACCAAAGGCUGCGUGGGCCAGUUCGAGAAGUGGCUGCAGGACAACCUGAUCGUCGUGGCUGGGGUCUUUGUGGGCAUCGCCCUCCUCCAGAUCUUCGGUAUCUGCCUGGCCCAGAACCUCGUGAGCGACAUCAAGGCAGUGAAGGCCAACUGGUGAGGCUGCCACGCUGGCCAUGGCCACCCGCUCGGCCUACCCAGGGAGCCCCCACUGUGCCUGUGGGGCUGCAGGAGGUGUUUCUGCUUGGACCCGAGCCCCACAUGGGGCUCGCGUGUGGAUGUGCCGUGCGCCCAUAGAGAAGGCCGCGUGCCUGUGCCUGGGCUGCCUGUCCUGUAGCUGUGUGCAUGGAGGGUGGGCGUGCCAGUAGGGUGUGCACAGGGAACCACUGUCUCGGCUCCUGUUGGGUGGUGGGCUCUCCAGGGGACUAGGAACGGUGCAGGCUGGGACACACUCCUCUGUGCAUGGCUGUGGAGCGGGCUGGGGGUCUGCUGUUGUCAGGACAGAGCCACAUGUAGCUUCGUAACUCUCUUCUCUACUAGCCGUGACCUUGACCCUGCCAGGAGCCCACUUUGGCCUCAGCGUCUCAGAUUCUAACAUGGGUCCAAGAAUUUUCUCUCCCUUGCUUGCCUCUCAGGAUCAAACAUGAUGAUGGCUACAAACUACUCAAAUAAACAAAACCUUGAAAGCACUGGCUUCCACCCACCGUCUCGGAGGUUCUGUCAGCGCAGGGCUUCGGCAGAGCUCUCCGCCUGGGGCCCGGCCCAGCCCACCCUGCCAGCGCGUGUUCUCGGCCUGGGUGGUGUAUACAUUCAAGCCAAGCUUUAACACUUGGUCUAUUUCACAUGAAAGUCCAGAUCUCUGGCUUCUCGUGAAGAUUGGCCAUCUGGCCACAGUGGCUCUUCAGUGACAACGUCUCCUGGGACACGCGCUUCCUGUUGCCUGAGGCACCCUGGCUCAUUCUGCUCCCCUGAGUGCGGUGCCUGACCUGGUAGCCUGGGGUUGGCCUCCCACGCCUCUGUAGGGUUAUUCCCUGUCGACACUGUGGGGCUGCUGUGGGCCAAGCCCGGGGUGAGGCCCAGGGAUGUGAAGAAUGGGAGGCUGGACCCUGUGCUGAAGAGGCAGCCUGGGAGGGGUCUGGCCCUCCUAGGGACUGAGAGGCUGCCUGUGUGCCCAAGACUGUGGCUGAGGGGUGGGAUAGACAUCAGGAAGGCUUUUGGAAGGAAGCAACUGGAAGCCCAGAGCUUGGCACCCCUGGGGUUGGGAGGAGACUGAUUUGGGGGCCAUCGAUGGUUGACUCCUCGGCCCUAGCUUGGAACUGUCUUCCUGGUGGCCUGCAGCACUGCCUCCUGGCCACCAGAGGGCGCGCCAGCACAGCUUUCCUGGUCUGGCUCGGUGGGCCGGGCGCCUGCUGCGGCCCUCCUGGUACUGCCGGUGCUCUGGGCUUUGGGGAGCUGGAAGACUUCUAAAGGAGCGCACCGGCCCAGACUUGGAGUAUGACUGCUGCUCUCAGCUCUGCCUCCUAGCUGCGUGAAGGGCUGUGUGUGGAGUGGCUCUACGCACCCCUCCCCGGGCUGCCCCUGGUGGAUGAGACGAGGGGUUGGAGCUAGUUCCCAGUCUCCAACUCGGAUGCCCUUGGGGCCAGGCAGGUUAUAGAAGUGAAUGACGUAGGCCUUUGAGUUGUGAGGCCUUUGCAGUACGACUUUGACUUUCCUGCUGUUACUGCAGACGGACACAGAGACAUGGCUUUGGGACAAGAGAAGUAUCUGCACAAUCAAGUUGUAAUGGCAACUGGCCUUGAGAGACAAUAGGGUGUGGUGGGGACUGUGGCAAAGCACAGGUCCCCACCUGAAGUUGGUGGCUGUCAUUGAAUUGUAGCUAAUUGCUGUAAAGUGAGAAUGCGGGCUAAUGCCAGAAAUCUGGAGAAACCAGAAAUCCAGAUUUUUAUGUGAGAUGUCCUGAUUUUUAAGUUGUUGGCAACUAAUUAAAAAAAUUUUAAAACGCUGCAAGCUGAACGACAGGCUUGGGGCCCCGCUUUGGCCCCUGUGCCCCAUAGGUCCCUUUGGGACAGUCACCCGCAGGGCCCUGGCUGCUCUGCCAUUCAGGGAUGCCGGGAGCUGCUGCAGGGGCAGUGUGUGGGGCACGCACUUGGCGCUGUGGCUCCCAGACACAGGCGGGACAGUGUCCUGGGGUUCCUGACAGGCACCGGCGUGGGCGGUGUCUACGCCUGACAAUAAAUGCGGCUCACAAUGCUGCACAUGUG